AUGGGGUUCUGUAGCAUGUUGCUAUUAUCCACUAUCCUCCUAACUGCAUGGCUUUCUACUGCUAAAGGAGAAGAUACAUGUUCAAAAUUAGAUAUAGAAAUUGAGAAUGGGUUUUUUUCUGAACCGGAUUUUACAUACGUUCUAAAUAGAAAAACACAGUAUAGAUGUAAACAGGGAUAUGUAACAAACACUGGGGAAACAUCAGGAUCAAUUACUUGCCUUCAAAAUGGAUGGUCACCUCAACCCUCAUGCAUUAAGUCUUGUGAUAUGCCUGUAUUUGAGAAUGCUGCAACUAAGAAUAAUAGCACAUGGUUUAAACUCAAUGACAAAUUAGACUAUGAAUGUCAUGUUGGAUAUGAAAACGAAAAUAAACGUACCAAAGGCUCUAUAACAUGUACUCAUUAUGGAUGGUCUGCUAUACCCUCAUGUUAUGAAAGAGAAUGCAGCAUUCCCAUGCUAGACCCAAACUUAUUCGUUUUUCCCAGAGAAGUAAAAUACAGAGUUGGAGACUUGUUGAGAUUCUCAUGCCGUUCAGGACACAGAGUUGGACCAGAUUCAGUGCAAUGCUAUUACUUUGGAUGGUCCCCCAGUUUCCCGACAUGUAAAGGUCAAGUAGGAUCAUGUGCACAACCUCUUGAAAUCCUUAAUGGGGAAAUUAAGGGAACAAAGAAAGUUGAAUACAGCCAUGGUGAUGUGGUGGAAUAUGAUUGCAAACCUAGAUUUCUACUGAAGGGACCCAAUAAAAUUCAGUGUGUUGAUGGGAACUGGACAACCUUGCCCAUAUGUGUUGAGGAGGAGAGAACAUGUGGAGAGAUUCCUGAACUUGAGCAUGGCUCUGUCCAGUUUUCUGUCCCUCCCUAUCACCAUGGAGUUUCAGUGAAGUUCACUUGUGCAGAAACCUUCACAAUGAUUGGACACGGGUCAGUUUCUUGCAUUAGUGGAAGGUGGACCCAGCUUCCUCAAUGUGUUGCAACAGAUGAACUAAAGAAGUGUAAACCACUGAAGUCAACUAACAUAGAGGCAAUUCACCCAAAUAAGAAUGAAUUUAAUCAUAACUCUCGCAUGAGAUACAAAUGUAGAGGAAAACAAAAAUAUGAAUCCUCAAUCUGCAUCAAUGGAAGAUGGGAUCCUGAACCAAACUGUGCAAGAAAAGAGGAAACAUCCUGCCCUCCUCCACCACAGAUUCCAAAUGCCCAAGUGAUUGAAACCACAGUGAAAUACUUGGAUGGAGAAAAAGUAUCUGUUCUUUGCCAAAACAAUUACUUAACUCAGGACCCAGAAGAAAUGGUGUGCAAAGAUGGAAGGUGGCAGUCAUUGCCACAUUGCAUUGAAAAAGUUCCAUGUUCCCAGCCCCCUAAAAUAGAACAUGGAUCUAUUAAAUUACCCAGAUCUUCAGAAGAAAGGAGAGAUUCAACUGAGUCCAGCAGCCAUGAACAUGGAACUACAUUUAGCUAUGUCUGUGAUGAUGGUUUCAGGAUAUCCGAAGUGAAUGUAGUAACCUGCUACAUGGGAAAAUGGAGCUCUCCACCUCGUUGUGUUGGAAUUCCUUGUGGACCUCCACCUUCAAUUCCUCUUGGUAUUGUUUCUCAUGAACUAGAGAGUUACAAAUAUGGAGAAGAGGUUACAUACAAUUGUUCUGAAGGUUUUGGAAUUGAUGGACCAGCAUUUAUUAAAUGUGAAGGGGGAAAGUGGUCUGAACCACCACAAUGCAUAAAAACUGAUUGUGACUUUUUACCCACAUUUGAACCUGCCAUACUGACAAAAAAGAAAAAAAAUUCAUAUAGGUCAGGAGAACAAGUGACAUUCAAAUGUCCACCAGGGUAUCACAUGGAUGGCUCUGACACUGUGACAUGUGUUAAAACCAAGUGGAUUGGACAGCCAGUAUGCAAAGAUAAUUCAUGUGUGGAUCCACCACAUGUGCCAAAUGCUACUAUAGUCACAAGGUCCAAGGCUAAAUAUCCAUUUGGUGACAGAGUACGUUAUGAAUGUAAUAAACCUUUUGAACUAUUUGGGGAAAUGGAAGUGAUGUGUCAAAAUGGGAUUUGGACAGAACCACCACAAUGCAAAGACUCAACAGGGAAAUGUGGGCCCCCUCCACCUAUUGACAAUGGAGACAUCACCUCCUUGGCAUUACCAGUAUAUGCACCAUUAUCAUCAGUUGAAUAUCGAUGCCAGAACUAUUAUCGACUUAAAGGAAAGAAGACAAUAACAUGUAGAAAUGGAAAGUGGUCUGAGCCACCGACCUGUUUACUUGCAUGUGUAAUAUCAGAAGAUAUUAUGGAAAGACAUAACAUAGUUCCAAGAUGGAUGGAAAAUGAAAAGUUAUAUGUCAAAUCAGGGGAGAAUAUUGAAUUUGUGUGUAAUCCUGGAUACAGGAGAAAAAGAGGAUCUGCUCCAUUUCGUACAAAGUGCACUGAUGGUCAGAUUGUUUAUCCUACUUGUGAAUAA
This is a messenger RNA of Arvicanthis niloticus (Nile rat), 2448 nucleotides long. The record is from RefSeq and is a predicted model, not a curated record. Lineage: Eukaryota; Metazoa; Chordata; Mammalia; Rodentia; Muridae.